GCUGGGCCAUGGCCUCCAUCCUGGACGAGUACGAGGACUCCCUGCACCGCUCCGUCUCCGUGCAGCACAGCCGCGCCAGCGUGGGCAUCCCGCACUCCGGAUAUGUCAGUGCACGACUGGAGAAGGAAACGCCAAUAUUUAACAAGCAGAGGAUUGAUUUUACUCCUCCAGAGAAAAUUAACAGCUUAGUGGUCUCCUCUAACCAGCUCUGUAUGAGCCUUGGGAAAGACACCCUUCUCAGGAUUGAUCUUGGGAAGCCAGAUGAACCUAAUCAGGUAGAGCUGGGACGCAAAGAUGAAGCCAAAGUCUACAAAAUGUUUUUGGACCACACAGGCUCUCAUCUCCUGAUUGCUCUGAACACCAGUGAAUGCCUUUACCUGAACAGAAGUGUUCAGAAAGUGCGGGCGCUCUCCCGCUGGAAAGGACACUUGAUUGAAAGUGUGGGCUGGAACAAAUUUCUUGGUUCAGAAACCAACACAGGGCCUAUCCUGGUGGGGACAUCCCAGGGGCAGAUCUAUGAAGCUGAAAUCUCUGUCAGCGAAGGAAGCCUCUUCAGCACUAACCCUGACCAGUACUUCCGACAAGUCUACACUCUGGAGGAGGAAUCUGGACCUGCCCCAGUCUGCUGCUUGGAAAUUGAACGAGGGAUAGAAGGGAAAUUUUUUAUUAUAGCCACCACUAGGAAGAGACUCUUCCAGUUUGUUGGCAAAGUGCCUGAAGGGACAGAGCAGCAGGGCUUCAGCUCCAUAUUUGCUGUGCAUGCUGACCAUCUGCCCAGUUUUCGGGAGUUUCCAGCCAACUUGGGCUUCAGCGAGAUAGCCUUUUACACUCCAAAACUGCGUUCCAACCCACGCUCCUUUGCCUGGAUGAUGGGAAAUGGUGUUUUAUAUGGUACACUGGAUUAUAGUCGUCCUGAUUCGAUUCUGAGUGAUGAACAGGUCUGGGUUUAUCCGCCUGAUAUUGACAUAACUGUAAACAAGCCAAUUUCCAUUGUACUUACCCAGUUCCACUUCCUGUUGCUGCUGUCUGACCGAGUGAAGGCUGUCUGCACUCUGAAUGGACAGGUUGUUUUUCAGGAUCUGUUCCUGGAGAAAUUUGGCUUGCUGACACGCAUGAUUAAAGAUCCCACAGUCCAGCAGAUAUGGAUCCACACUGAGAAGGUAGUCUUCCGCUAUCAUGUCCAACGGGAAUCUAGAGACGUGUGGAAGAUGUAUAUGAAUAUGAACAAAUUUGAUUUAGCAAAAGAGUAUUGUAAGGACCGUCCAGAGUGUCUUGACAUAGUGUUGGCCAAAGAGGCAGAGCACUGCUUCCAAAACAAGAGGUAUCUGGACAGUGCCAAAUGUUACGCACUGACCCAGAACUACUUUGAGGAAAUUGCUCUGAAGUUCAUAGAAGCCAAGCAAGAAGAGGCCCUGAUGGAGUUUCUGAUUAAGAAGCUGAGUAACCUAAAGCCUUCAGAGAAGACACAGACCACUCUGCUGACCACGUGGUUGACAGAGCUGUAUCUGAACUGGCUGGGUAUGUUGCAAGGAGAUCCCUCACAGCGAAAUCUCUAUUUGGAUACACGGGAGAAGUUCCGCACUUUCCUGAGCAGUCCUAAAAACAAAGACUGUCUUUUUAAUAACCGGGCAUCAAUUUAUGAGCUGUUGGCGAGCCAUGGUGACACAGAGCACAUGGUCUACUUUGCAGUCAUCAUGCAGGAUUAUGAGCGUGUAGUAGCUCACCACUGCCAGCAUGACGAGUACGAUGAGGCUCUAAACGUGUUGUCCAGGCACAGAGAUGAGAAGCUCUUCUACAAGUUCUCUCCGGUUCUCAUCCAGCAUAUCCCCAAGAAGGUAGUUGACGCUUGGAUUUCUAUGGGCUCUAGACUGGAUGCCAGGAACCUCAUUCCAGCCCUUGUAAACUACAGCCAGAGUGCCAGCACCCAGCAGAUCAAUGAAGCCAUUAGAUAUAUGGAGUUCUGUGUCUACCAGUUGGAGGAAACCCAGCAAGCCAUUCACAACUACCUGUUGUCUCUUUAUGCUUUGUGUCGGCCGGACUCGCUGCUGUCAUACCUGGAGCAAGCAGGAACCAACCCAAACAGAAUCCACUAUGACCUGAAGUAUGCACUGCGCCUGUGUGCAGAGCACGGGCACCACCGUGCAUGUGUCCACAUUUACAAAGUGAUGGAAUUAUAUGAGGAGGCUGUGGAUCUUGCCUUACAGGUAGAUGUUGAUCUUGCCAAGUCCUGUGCAGAUCUUCCUGAAGAUGAUGAGGAACUCCGGAAGAAGCUGUGGUUGAAGAUCGCUCGCCAUGUUGUUCAGGAAGAGAAGGAUGUCAAGAAGGCAAUGGCCUGCCUCUCCAGCUGUGCUCUGCUGAAGAUUGAAGAUGUGCUGCCAUUCUUUCCAGAUUUUGUAACUAUUGAUCAUUUCAAGGAGGCAAUCUGUAACUCCUUGGAGGAUUACAACAAGCACAUUGAGGAACUGAAAAGGGAGAUGGAGGAAGCCACACAAAGUGCCAAGAGGAUCCGAGAGGACAUCCAGGAAAUGAGAAAUAAGUAUGGCUCUGUGGAGCCUCAGGAAAAAUGUGCUGCUUGUGACUUUCCACUUCUAAACCGUCCUUUUUACCUUUUCCUGUGUGGUCACAUGUUUCACUAUGACUGUCUCCUGCAAGCAGUUUUCCCAAACCUUCCUGCCUAUAAGCAGGCAAAACUUGAAGAUCUUCAGAAGAAGCUGGCAACUACCAGCCAGCCAUCCAAGAGCCACCAUCGUCCCAAGGACACAGACACCAUUAGCUUGGGGAAGGGGCAGCAGAGCCGGGAACAGAUCAAAGCUGACAUUGAUGAUAUUGUGGCAGCUGAAUGUGUGUACUGUGGUGAGCUGAUGAUCCGCUCCAUUGACAAGCCUUUUAUUGAUCCCCAAAAGUAUGAAGAGGAGAUGCAAAGCUGGCUGUAGUUUUUCUAAUCUUCAACUGUCAAACAAAUUAUGAAGCUUCUGUGGUGGGAAUAUAACCUCCAGGAGCAAGAACACAGUGACUUCUGUGCAACUGUAAACAAAGGGUAGUGGAGUAUUUUUACCAGGGUUAGGGAGAACUAGUCUUGAAAAAUGGGGAGAUAUAGCUAUGGCUGUUUAAGAACUUUAACAAUACUUAGAGCUAACCUACUGGAAUAUAUUUAGCAGAUGUUUCUGCUUGCAGUACUACUGAGGUUCUCUGUGUGAAGCUAAAUGGAGUGCCUUGUUGUCCAGAAGGAAUUGGGAACAGCCUGUGUUUUUUCUGCCCUGUUGUGUGGUACUUGUUUUGGUGAAGAUGAGCUGGAAUAGAAAAGUAGUGAAGGCCACUAAGCAGUGUAGUCUUCAUUCAUCACUUUCAAAGCUAGAAUUUUUGUUGAGAAUCUGUAACCACAUAGAAAGAACAUGAAAGGACAGAAGCUCCUCCAGUUUUAUAUUUUGUAAGCAUCAUGCUAUACAAAUACAUGUUUCUACACAAUGUGAUACAAGAAUGUGCAUAAAUUUCAAGCAGGAGUAUCUCAUAAUACACUAAAGUAAUUUGUCUGCAAUUCAAGAUGUAUAAUUCUCACAAGCUUUAUGCACAAGACCACACACAUUUGGAUUUUCUGUAGGUACUGUUUCUUGAAAUGCCUGUUCACCCCUUCCUCUUUCCAUCCUUUUUCUACUAUGACUGCCUUUGUACAGUGAGUCUUGGUUUUGUCUUCACCCCAAAACAAAACUGGUAGAUGCAGUAGUAAAGUUUCAGUUGACACUUGUCUUCAAGCUGCACCUUAGCAUCAGACUCGAGAUCUAGUCAGAGGAUUGCUCAAGGGUAGUCUACAGAAAAGUUCUGUUGGUGUGAAAUUUGCUUUGCCCUUUGAAGCUAGUACCUUGUGCCUAAACAGUCUUUUGCCUUCCACUUUUUGGAGAUGGCUGCAAGUCAAUGCUUUUAUCUAUUGCUUCAAUUUGGAAAAUUUUUCUCAAAAGGUAGCCAUCACUGCAUUGUGAGUGAGAGAAGAAAAAAAAAAUUUGUUAGCAGUUUAGCAAGGGCUCCUUGUUCCUUGUUAAGAAAAUAAAAUUUUAGUUAGGUUUUGCUGUUUGGGACUGAAUCACAAAGGUAGUAAUUGACAGAAUAAUUGAAUGUUCUAAAAGAAAAAACAAUUCUUGUAAUUAAGGCAAUAGAAAAUAGUAUCUUCUGAAAAAACACCCCAGUUCUUUCACAUGAAUAUGCGUGUUUGUCUUGAAUACCUCUCAAUCUCCUAACCACUUACCCUGUUUGUAGGGUUGUAGAAAUGGGUCUUUGUGCUAUUUUAGGAGAAUAUGUAUUGGUUUCCUCAAGGAUCUGAGUUCAGAACAUCAGAAGAACAUCUAUGCUUUUUUUGGGAGCAUCAGCCUGGAAUGAAUGAAUUUUAUCUGCAUAAAAUGACACGAGUAAUAAAAAACAGAAAUGAAAGUAGGAAGACCUGAGGUUUCAGGAUCUUCUUUUCUUUGAUGGAGCCGUGGGAUAGGCAGUCCCAUUCACCACCUGGUGGUGUGUGUUUGCUGGCUUGUCAGAGAGCACUGUGUCAGUGGCUCCAUUAAGCGGUGGUUCAGAAAACCCACAUGCUGUAGUUUUCUUUGGCUCUGCAUAGCCUUUUGCUUUAAUAAGCGAAUAAGCUGGUGGGUCUGGCAGAAGAAUUUGUGAUGAAAAUGAAAUGUGAUGUCCUUUGAAGUUUACCAUUAAACUUGUUAUAACUGGCCACUCCUGUAAAUCAUCAUCUUUUCCUGUAAGCAGUGUGAUA
Messenger RNA from Pseudopodoces humilis (Tibetan ground-tit), 4747 nucleotides. RefSeq names its product VPS18 core subunit of CORVET and HOPS complexes (gene VPS18). Gene Ontology annotation, biological process: lysosome organization; organelle fusion; intracellular protein transport. Gene Ontology annotation, molecular function: protein-macromolecule adaptor activity. Lineage: Eukaryota; Metazoa; Chordata; Aves; Passeriformes; Paridae. The record is from RefSeq and is a predicted model, not a curated record. Gene Ontology annotation, cellular component: HOPS complex; endosome.